Messenger RNA from Gopherus evgoodei (Goodes thornscrub tortoise), 834 nucleotides. Its product is annotated as testis-specific serine/threonine-protein kinase 6-like. Gene Ontology annotation, molecular function: tau-protein kinase activity; protein serine/threonine kinase activity; ATP binding. The transcript has a single exon. Gene Ontology annotation, biological process: intracellular signal transduction; microtubule cytoskeleton organization; protein phosphorylation. The coding region runs from base 1 to 834 and encodes 277 amino acids. NCBI's taxonomy places the organism in Eukaryota, Metazoa, Chordata, Testudines, Testudinidae. The record is from RefSeq and is a predicted model, not a curated record. Gene Ontology annotation, cellular component: cytoplasm.
AUGUCAGGGGGCUCCCCAGGGGAUAAGGUGCUGGGUAAUCUGGGCUACAAGUUGGGCCAGACCCUGGGUGAGGGCAGUUAUUCUAAGGUGAGGGUGGCCACCUCAGCCAAGUACAAAGGCCCACUAGCCAUCAAGGUGGUGGAUCGGCACCGGGCACCCCCCGACUUUGUAAACAAGUUUUUGCCACGGGAACUCUCCAUCCUGCGAGUGAUCCGGCAUCCUCACAUUGUACGGAUUUUUGAGUUCAUCGAGGUCUGCAAUGGGAAACUCUACAUCGUGAUGGAAGCAGCGUCCACUGAUCUGCUCCAGCUGGUGCAGCGACUGGGGAAACUACCUUGUGUCCCUGAUGCCCGGGACAUCUUUGGACAGAUCGUGGGUGCCGUGUGCUACCUGCAUGACCGGAACCUGGUGCACCGGGACCUCAAGUGUGAGAACGUCUUGCUCACCUCUGAUGGCCGCCGGGCAAAGCUCACUGACUUUGGCUUUGGCAAAGAGGCAUGUGGCUACCCAAACCUGAGCACCACCUAUUGCGGAUCAGCUGCCUAUGCCUCCCCCGAGGUGCUGCUGGGCAUUCCCUAUGACGCCAAGAAGUACGACAUAUGGAGCUUGGGGGUGGUGCUAUAUGUGAUGGUGACUGGCUGCAUGCCCUUCGACGACACCCACAUCCUCAGCAUGCCCCGCCGCCAGAAGAAGGGUGUCCUCUACCCUGACGGUCUUCCUCCUCUGCCUGAGCCCUGCAAAACCCUCAUCACCCAGCUACUCCAGUUCAGUCCAGCUUCCCGGCCUGGGGUGGGACAAGUGGCCAAGAACAGCUGGCUGAAAGGGGAUGUCUAA